Molecule: messenger RNA, 1473 nt
Organism: Aspergillus calidoustus
Lineage: Eukaryota; Fungi; Ascomycota; Eurotiomycetes; Eurotiales; Aspergillaceae
Source: the annotation of a GenBank genome assembly
AUGUCUGCCCUUCUGCAAGAGGCUGCGCGCAUCGCGAGCGAGUUCGAAUACUCGGCCGAGGAAGUCCAGCGAGGAGUGAAGGAGUACAUUAGGGAGAUAGAAGAAGGCCUGUCUGAGGAAGGCGCAACUUUGAGCCAGAUCCCCACAUUUGUGACGUCCGUGCCAAAUGGAACUGAAAAGGGCCUGUACCUGGCUGUAGACCUGGGAGGUACCAACUUCCGAGUGUGUUCUAUCGACUUGCACGGCAACAAUACCUUCUCCGCCACACAGUCAAAAAUCAUGAUUCCCCGCGAAUUGAUGACGUCAGGGUCGUCAAAGGAGCUCUUCUUAUUUCUGGCACGCCAGAUCGAAUCCUUCCUGCGCAUCCACCACAAUGAGCACUUCGAGGCUCACCUGAAACGAAAGAUCGCGGCGAAGGAAGAGGAUUUGUUCGAUUUGGGCUUCACAUUCAGUUUUCCAGUACGCCAAUUGGGGAUCAACAAAGGUACGCUGAUUCGCUGGACGAAGGGCUUUGAUAUCCCCGAUGCGGUAGGCCAGGACGUCUGUGCGCUCCUGCAAAAUGCCAUUGAUGAACUGAAUCUUCCUGUGCGCGUGGCGGCUCUUGUGAACGACACCGUCGGUACACUGAUGGCCCGUUCGUACACAUCCCCCGGCGAAACCGGGACGUUCCUCGGCGCUAUCUUCGGAACGGGCACAAACGGAGCGUAUGUCGAGAAGCUGGAGAGGGUCACUAAGAUGGAUAAAAUCGAGCACUCUGACUAUGAUAAAUCAACGGGCGAGAUGAUCAUCAACGCGGAAUGGGGUAGUUUUGACAACCACCUGAGCGUUCUGCCGAAUACCAAAUACGAUCAGCAACUAGAUGCGGAUAGCAACAACCCCGGAAUCCAAAUGUUCGAGAAGCGUGUUUCGGGCAUGUUCCUGGGCGAGAUCCUGCGACUGGUCUUGCUUGAUCUGCAUAAGAACGAGUCGCUAGGGCUUUUCAAACCCAAGAACGGAUCCGAUGUCUCUAUCCCUGAGUCUUCUUCGUUCUACCGACAGUGGGGUAUUGAUACUAGCCUCCUGAGCUUGGUCGAGGCCGACAAGACAAAGAACUUUGAGCAGAUCAAGGUCGCGUUGAAGGAUCACUUGAAGAUUGAACGCCCAAGUGACGAUGACUGCAAGGCAGUCCAGGCCGUGGUCCACGCUAUUGGUAAGCGUGCUGCUCGCCUGAGCGCCGUCCCCCUCGCCGCCAUCCUCAUUUCCACCGGAAAAUUGAAGACCGAUGACCUGGUAGAUAUUGGUGUCGAUGGUAGUCUUGUUGAGUUUUACCCCAAUUUUGAAGGGUACAUGAGAGAAGCCCUUCGCACAGUGCCGGAGGUAGGCGCUCCCGGUGACAAAAAGGUACGGAUCGGCAUUUCCAAGGAUGGCAGCGGGGUUGGUGCGGCCUUGAUUGCGCUCGUUGCUAGUAAGGAGGGCACCAAGCGGCCGCUAUGA